Messenger RNA from Papilio machaon (common yellow swallowtail), 1672 nucleotides. RefSeq names its product calcitonin gene-related peptide type 1 receptor (gene Dh31-R). Gene Ontology annotation, biological process: adenylate cyclase-modulating G protein-coupled receptor signaling pathway; cell surface receptor signaling pathway. The transcript is spliced from 7 exons. Gene Ontology annotation, molecular function: G protein-coupled peptide receptor activity. The record is from RefSeq and is a predicted model, not a curated record. NCBI's taxonomy places the organism in Eukaryota, Metazoa, Arthropoda, Insecta, Lepidoptera, Papilionidae. Gene Ontology annotation, cellular component: plasma membrane. The coding region runs from base 466 to 1656 and encodes 396 amino acids.
CGGCGGCAGUUGCCCGCGCGCUACCGCUGAAGUUGAUUGUGCGUCGGUCUUGUUCACGCGUGAACGCAUUGCUUCGCGAAUUCACUUACGUACUUUUUAAUUCGUUUCGCAUUAGUAUUAAUCAGUUUUAAAGGCAUAGAAAAAUAUAAACAUUACACUAAGCAAAGUAUAGGUUUGUGUUCUUGUGGAUUUAGACGACGCGUCGGAAAUUUCGGAGUUAGUAUCCUGUGAUGAGUGACAUUGCGGAGGAAUUGAACUUGCGACUGUCGAUUAUACGCGGAGUAACUGUGCUACUUUACAAUGAGUAGACAUUGAGCGCAAGACGGUACGCGAUGUACAUCGGAAUGUCAGUGCGUUUGCAGGCGCAACAUCGUGCGUUGCGCAGCCGCUGAGCGCCCGAGGGUGAUGAGGAAGCAGUGAGCAGUGUUCAGCCAGCAGCGAGCAGCGAGCUCUUGCGCGGCUGCGAUGGACGACCCGGAACGCAUAGCUCGCGACUACGCCGCCUGCGAGUUGCGCAACAACCUCACGCGCCGCCCGGCUGGUCUGUAUUGCGAAGGCACGUUCGACACGUGGCUGUGCUGGCCGCACACCGCCGCCAAUACCACGGCCUACGAGCACUGCCCCGAGUUCGUGCACGGCUUCAGCCCCGAACUGUUGGCCCAUAAAGAAUGCACGGAAAACGGAACAUGGUUCACACAUCCAUUGACCGGCAUGCCCUGGUCCAACUACACCACGUGCGUCAAACCUGAAGACGACGUGAGCGAGAUCAUCACGGUGUACGAGGUGGGCUACAGCGUGUCGCUCGUCGCCUUGCUCCUCUCCCUCGGUAUACUCUUCUACUUUAAAAGUCUCCGGUGCGCGCGCAUCACCGUUCACAUGAACCUGUUCGCAUCCUUUGCCGCAAACAACGCGACGUGGCUGCUGUGGUACGGCCUCGUGACCCGCGCGCCCGACACUUUGGCCGCGUCGCCCGCCUGGUGUCGCGCGCUCAACGUCGCGCUGCAGUACGUGCUGCUCACAAACUACACGUGGAUGCUGUGCGAGGGCCUGUACCUGCACACGGUGCUCGUCAGCGCUUUCGUGUCCGAGCGCCGGCUGGUGCGGGCGCUGCUGGCCGCCGGCUGGCUGCUGCCCGUGCUGCCCGCGCUCGUCUACGCCGGGCGCCGCGCCGCCGCCGACGACCCGCUCUGCUGGAUGGACGACGGGCCCCCGCGCCCCGAGCUGGCGGUGCUCGUGUGCGUCACCGUCGUGCUCAACCUCGCCUUUCUGUGCAACAUCGUGCGCGUGCUGUGCACGAAGCUGCGAGCUGGGGGAGGCGCGGGCGGGGCGGCGCGGCCCUCGGCCACGGCGCUGCACGCGUUGCGCGCCACCUGCCUUCUGGCGCCGCUGCUCGGUCUGCAGUAUCUGCUCACCCCGUUCCGGCCGGACCGCUCGGCGAGCUGGUGGCUCGCGUACGAGUACGUGUCGGCGCUGACCAUUUCGCUGCAGGGCCUGUGCGUCGCCGUGCUCUACUGCUUUUGCAACGGCGAAGUGCUGGCGCAGCUCCGCCGCCGCUGGCGGGUGCUGACGUUUCGACCGCGAGCCAACUCGACGACCAACACAACGGUGUCCUUCGUGCGGUCGGCGGGCGGCGGCGCGGGCGAGGACAAGGUUUGACUGUCGGCCGGCGGGG